AUGGAGAAUGAAACAGAAAAACUGUUAGGCGAACCACCAAAAUAUGAUUUGUGUUUAGCAUUGGGGCUUAUAGGCAUACUACUAGCUAGUAUUCCAUUGACUAGUGUUCUUACAUUAUAUAUUUCACAACAAUCUACGACUACAACAGCUUCAACAACUAUAACAGUAGCAACUAAUAAAGCAUAUUAUUGCGGAGGUCUCUCAUCCUAUACACUCUGGCAACUAUUUUCUACAACCGGAAUAUACAUGAAUAUUGAUACGACGAUUUGUGGUUUUAGUUCAACUCCACUCUAUUUCACUAGUAUGGCUGGCAAUACUAUACACUGGGAAUUAGCGAGUUACACUGCUAUUUAUAGUCCUACAAAUAUUUCAUUUACAAUUUAUGUUCGUUCAUUGAGUGGCUUGAAUAAUACAGACAUGCUUAGUUAUUCUCAAGCAUAUCUAUGGAAUGUAAACUGGUUUGGUGUUUCUUAUUGA
This is a messenger RNA of Rotaria sp. Silwood1, 477 nucleotides long. NCBI's taxonomy places the organism in Eukaryota, Metazoa, Rotifera, Eurotatoria, Philodinida, Philodinidae. The record is from the annotation of a GenBank genome assembly.